Messenger RNA from Drechmeria coniospora, 483 nucleotides. RefSeq lists its product as uncharacterized. The transcript is spliced from 3 exons. Bases 1 to 483 code for a protein of 160 amino acids. Gene Ontology annotation, molecular function: mRNA binding; structural constituent of ribosome. The record is from RefSeq and is a predicted model, not a curated record. Gene Ontology annotation, biological process: cytoplasmic translation. Gene Ontology annotation, cellular component: cytosolic large ribosomal subunit. NCBI's taxonomy places the organism in Eukaryota, Fungi, Ascomycota, Sordariomycetes, Hypocreales, Ophiocordycipitaceae.
AUGCGUACCUACGACGAUACCUUCUCGGGCCAGAGAAUCUACCCCGGCAAGGGUAAGAUUUACGUCCGUGGCGACAGCAAGGUGUUCCGAUUCCAGAACGGCAAGUCGGAGUCGCUCUUCCUGCAACGAAAGAACCCCCGUCGCAUCGCAUGGACGGUCCUCUACCGCCGACAGCACCGCAAGGGCAUCUCUGAGGAGGUUGCCAAGAAGCGCACGCGCCGAACCGUCAAGGCCCAGCGUGCCAUCGUCGGUGCCUCGCUCGAUGUGAUCAAGGAGCGACGCUCGAUGCGACCCGAGGCCCGAUCGGCCGCCCGCGCCGAGGCCAUCAAGGAGAGCAAGGACAAGAAGGCGGCUGCCGCGGCGGCCAAGAAGGCCGACAAGGCGAAGAGCGCCUCGCUGGCUUCCAAGGGCCAGACGCAGCGAAACGUCAGCAAGCAGGGCGCAAAGGGUGCGCCCGUCAAGGUCGCCGCUCGGACUCGCUAA